This is a messenger RNA of Cladocopium goreaui, 1071 nucleotides long. Lineage: Eukaryota; Dinophyceae; Suessiales; Symbiodiniaceae. The record is from the annotation of a GenBank genome assembly.
AUGGCGGCCCAGACCAUCAUUCCCCUGUUCACCAACAAGUCCAACAUGGGUGGGCCAUCUCCGUGCAGUCGCUUGCUCUACACCAUCCUCCCAGCGCCCUAUACCCAGGGAACCUUGAACGAUCUUCUGCGCUCCUGGGUGGAAGACCUGAACAAGCUGGCCGAAGACUGGUGGGACUUGAAAGGUUCUGUGAAGCGACUUCGGCCUUCGGAUGUGAACCCACGUCCAUACAAGGCUCAAAACCCGUCUCCGCUGCGAGACUUGUUAUUUUUGAAUGGAAACCCGAAAUACAUCCGCGUUGAUCCAGCCCAUACCUUUGCCAUUGACGGAAUUGGGAAGGAUUACUAUGCUAGCUCAGUGAUCCUCCUCAUGAUGAGUGGUUGGUUUGGGAAUGGGAAUACUGAUCUCAAGUUCAACAAUGCUUACUCGCGUUUCAUGGCUUUCUGCGAUGCCACUGGAAAAAGCACCAGCAUCCAUGAGUUCAGCUACAAGACCUUCAAGCUAAAGGUUGGAUCGCUUCGUGGAUUCCCGAGGGGCCUUGGCAAAGGGCAUGACGCUGCAGUUGUGGGGGCCUGGUUAAACGAAGAGCUCCGGCAAAUCGAUGUGGCCUCAGCAGACACUCAGUUUCGUGACAUGCUGGCGGUGCUCAAAUGGAGCUGCACCGCAAUCAACAGGUUUUGGAGAACCAUCUAUGGCAGCUGGAUUUGGCUACCCCAAGAUGUUGCAACACAGGUAGUGUCAGAUGGCUGGGCUUUCCUUGAUGGAUACUCUACAUUGGCAUCACUCACAGCCAAAGCUUGGAUUCUUGGAUACCAGAUCCGCCCUAAGUUGCACAUGAUGGCACACUUGUUGCUGGACAUGCAAACCGUCUUAGCAUGUGGCGCUCAACACGUAUUAAAUUGCUCAGUCCACAGCACGUGGACUGACGAGGAUUUUAUUGGGAGGAUCUCCCGGAUAAGCCGGAGAUCUCAUGUGCUCACUGCAGCUAGAAAUACGUUGCAAAGAGCUUUGGGGCACUAUCGCCGUCAGUUUGGGUCAUUCUUCGAUCCAGUGUACUUGCGCGAUUCUUAG